AUGGAGGAGCCAGAAAACAUCGGCAGCGACGCUUGCACAGCGCUCGAGUCUUCAUAUAAGGAUGGGCCAGCCAUGAAGCCAGAAAAGCGAAGAAGGGACAAGUCAAGCACGGCCACAGUAGAUAAAGUUUUGGACAGACGGACGGUUGAAGUGCUCAGCAAGCUGGUGAGGAGGGAAAAGCUCUUUGAGCUGUCUGGAGCCGUGUCGUCGGGAAAGGAGGCCAAUGUCUACACAGCAAAGUGCUCGACAGCGCUUGUUUCCAAGUUCAUACAGCCAGCUGCAGACCAUACAGCAGCCACUGGGGACUGUGGCAGAGUCAUUCCUGUUGCUCUGAAGAUCUACAAAACGUCUGCCAUGCUGUUCAAGGACAGAGCACGAUACAUUAUUGAUGAAAAAAGAUUCCAGAACUUUUGCACUUCAAAUUCCAGAAAACUGAUAAAGCUGUGGUCGGAAAAGGAGGUGCGGAAUCUAAAAAGACUGCGAAGGGCCAAUAUUCCCUGCCCCGAGCCGCUCUAUUUGAAAAGAAGCAUCCUCAUUAUGUCCCUGAUUGGAGACACACAUCCCCGCACCCAGGCUUAA
Messenger RNA from Vittaforma corneae ATCC 50505, 579 nucleotides. RefSeq lists its product as uncharacterized. The transcript has a single exon. Gene Ontology annotation, molecular function: ATP binding; protein serine/threonine kinase activity. Lineage: Eukaryota; Fungi; Microsporidia; Nosematidae. The coding region runs from base 1 to 579 and encodes 192 amino acids. The record is from RefSeq and is a predicted model, not a curated record.